Messenger RNA from Lodderomyces elongisporus, 1638 nucleotides. RefSeq names its product Mrs7p (gene MRS7). Gene Ontology annotation, biological process: intracellular monoatomic cation homeostasis. Bases 1 to 1638 code for a protein of 545 amino acids. The transcript has a single exon. Gene Ontology annotation, cellular component: mitochondrial inner membrane. Gene Ontology annotation, molecular function: ribosome binding. Lineage: Eukaryota; Fungi; Ascomycota; Pichiomycetes; Serinales; Debaryomycetaceae. The record is from RefSeq and is a predicted model, not a curated record.
AUGUCGUCAACAGCCAGUAUUUUGAGGACGAGAAGCAGCGGAUAUAACGGCCAACUAUUCCAACGAAUUUUGUCUCGAAGUUACACACAAGUCAGGGCCAUCAGUCAUGCAAGGUAUCCUUUGAGACCUCAAACACAUCUCCAUACACACUCGCAACUACUCAUAUGUAGUACAUAUCAAUCAGCAAGAUUUCAGUCUACAAAAUCGGAUAUAAAAGAGCAACCGACAAAGUCAGAGACAAAAGACAUCAAAAAAGAAGAUGAGCAAGGCGACACCAAAGCUCUUGAAAAGUUGGAAAAUACACCCACUACUGCCUUGGUAGAGGAGACAGAACAACCCUCUUCUAGUAAACAAAAGAAACUCACCACUUGGGAAAAAGUGAAGCAUGAAGCUAAGCAUUAUUGGACCGGUACCAAGUUGUUGGGUUAUGAAAUCAAAGUAUCAACAAAGUUGAUUUUCAAGAUGAUGUCAGGUUAUCCAUUGAGUCGAAGAGAGACAAAUCAAUUGGAGACUACAAUCAGGGAUUUGGGUAGACUUGUUCCAUUCAUGAUGUUCUUGAUUGUUCCAUUUGCAGAAUUCUUAUUACCAGUUGCCUUGAAAUAUUUCCCCAAUUUAUUGCCAUCAACUUACGAGUCUAAGCAAGAUCGUGAAAAGAAAAGACUCAAACUUAAGAAAUCCAUUAAAGGCGCAAGUGAUUACAUUAGAACCUCGGUUGAAGCAUCAGGGUUGAAAUUGUCAAAAAAGAUUUCAGUUGAAGAGAAAGCUGCUUUUAUUCAAUUUUUCCAUGCCAUUUCAAUCGGUAAAAACCCAACUAAAGAACAAUUGAUUAGAGUUGCAAGACUUUUCAAAAACGAUCAAGUUUUGGAUAAUUUGAGUCGUCAUCAAUUGGUUGCGAUGUGUAAAUAUAUGGCUUUGAGACCAUUUGGUACAAACUCUAUUUUGAGAUAUCAAAUCAGACACAGGUUAUUGAACAUUAUUAAAGACGAUAGAGCAAUUGAUUAUGAAGGUGUUGAUUCAUUAACCAUUCCUGAAUUGCAAAUGGCCUGCUCGCAAAGAGGUAUCAAGACGAGUGAUGUAUCUCCAGGUAGAUUGAGAGAGGACUUGGAAACUUGGUUGGAUUUGAGAUUGAGACAGAAAAUCCCAUCAACACUUUUAAUUUUGAGUACCGCAUUUACUUAUGGAGACAAGGAUAGAGGUGCAGAUACUUACUACAAUGCUUUGUUAGCUGUAUUGUCCUCGAUUCCUGAUGAAGUUUACAAUGUUGCCAAGGCCGAAUUGGCAGCCGAUGACUCUGAAUUGAAAUUGGAUAUUUUGAAGGAGCAAAACGAAUUGAUCGAAGAGGAGAACCAAUCCGAAAAGGAUACCGUCAACAAUGUCAAGGACGACAUUCAUUUGGAUGAAUACGAAGAUACUGCCAAUGAAGGUUUGGCUUCUGAACCUGACUCCGAUCCAGAUUCUCAAAAAGAAGUUAAAGGUACACAAAAGAAGGAAAAAAGUGAACCAACCGCUGAAGAGAAGGAAUUGGAAGAAAGUUUAAAGUCGCAAGAAAAGGAAGAUCCAAAGGUGCAAGAGAAUGCCGAAAAAGACGAGUCGUCAAGGGUGAAGCCAGAUGAUAAGAACAAAUCUGCAAGUCUGUAA